Uranotaenia lowii is the source of this 2079-nucleotide messenger RNA. RefSeq names its product fibroblast growth factor receptor-like 1. The transcript is spliced from 6 exons. Gene Ontology annotation, molecular function: fibroblast growth factor receptor activity; fibroblast growth factor binding. The record is from RefSeq and is a predicted model, not a curated record. Gene Ontology annotation, cellular component: plasma membrane. NCBI's taxonomy places the organism in Eukaryota, Metazoa, Arthropoda, Insecta, Diptera, Culicidae. The coding region runs from base 773 to 1912 and encodes 379 amino acids.
GGAACCGAAACGCGCGCAAAAAAUUAAUUUGCAACUUCGUUUUCUGAUUUUUUUGUUUCGCGGUGAUUUUCCAAUACGGCAUAAAAUAUGUGUAGAGUAGCAUCAUAUUUUUAUUUUUGGUUCUUCAAUUUAGUGAUAUGAAGUCGAGGUUUAGCGGUUUUUCUUUCGAAUGACAAUUAUUUGUAGAAUCAAAACGAUUCGAAAAGACGGAAGCUAUCCUCCUCGUCCAUUCAACAAUCAAGCAUGUUAUUGAAAAUGAAGCAUCUGCCUGCAAUGUGACAUUAGUUUCCAGUCUUCAGUGUACAUAUACAGUUCCUGGAAGCGCAAACAGCAACGUGUUGAGUAAACAGUAGGUAGUUCCCUGGCCAUCAGCCCCCGGCAGGGUUGUUGAUACAGAAGCCAACACCAAAGUGGUUAAUUUAGUAUCGGAACACCAUCGAGCAGAGACCGUUAUCGCCGCGCCAGUAGGUAGUAUCGAGAGAAGGAUUUUAGACGAUAGAUAAGGACGUCUGCUGAACUUCAAACGCGAAACCAAACCCAACAAGCUCCAAGUGCAAGCAGAACCAUAAGCCAAGAGAGAGAGAGAUAGAAAGACAGGGAAUAACAACAGCAAAGAUAACAGCAAAGCCACACAGUUCGACCACUUCAACGACGAUCGACGCGUCAUCUGCAGUCAUCGCCGAUUGCUAUCCGUUUUACUGCUUCAAACGGUCCAGAAACGCGACCAUUCAAAGAUGAGUUUCCUCAAAAGGAUGGUUAUUAAAAUACAACUAUGAAGUUCAAAGAGAUCUACGUUCUGUCAACUGCGGUCAUCUUUCUCCAUUUCUAUCCGGCAUUGGCUUCCAGCACGCGAACGCCAACGGCAACGAUUCCCUUCAACGACAACGAAAUUAUGAAACUUACACAGAAUCCGGCCGGAUCCGACGCACAGCUGAGAUGUGGCAUCAAGGACUACCACGUGGAUCACAUGAAUGCUUCCGAUGUGAGGUGGCACUUUAAGCCAUGCGGCGAGGGAGCCAACCACGUUUCCUGUCACAACCGCGAACAGCUCGAUCAGAUGACAUGGCGACCGUUGGACUGUGACGGCAAACGGUGCCGUGUUACGCUGACUAUUCGAAACGCUAGCGAGGCCAACUCGGGCCUAUAUCGGUGCAGUAUUUAUCCCUACCGUACGGACAACGCCACCCAGUUCGAUAUUCAGUUCGUACGGACGUUCCAGCUGGAUGUUAUAAAAUCUUUCCUGGAUGAAACGGUAGCGGCUCCUGAGCUAUUGGACAACUUACCUGCCAACACUACUGCUCUACUCGAUUCACAGAUAGUGCUUCAGUGCCGUGUCUACAGCAAAGUUCAACCAUCGAUCAAAUGGUUCCGGCGUAUCAAUCUCAACAACCCGUUGGAAGAUCACAGCUUCAACCAGAACAAGUCGAUUCGCUAUCUGGAGAAUUUCUAUGAGCUGCUCCCUUCAUCGGGCGAGAAACUUCUCUCGGAGGAUAUCUAUCUGAGCAAACUGAUCCUGCCAAGCGCCUCGGAGCGAGAUAUUGGUAUUUACGUGUGCGUCGGUAUCAACUAUGGCGGGGUCAAUACGGCAGACGCCUAUGUCAAUGUGGUCCAUCCCAACGGCGUUACCGUGGGUAGUGGAGAUUCAAGUGUUGCCGACUUACUGGCCCUGUUUCUGAUUCCCUUGGGCUUGGCGCUGGUUCCCUUCUUCAUGUGGAUCUGCUGGAUCGCAGUUCGGCAAUGCAACCGAGAACGGGUACGAACAUCUGUUGAGCAUAUUUGCGCUCCAGCUGUUCCAUUGACUUUUGCAGGUCAAUCCACUCUUCUUAUGGCGGAUCAGGACACGACUAAAAUGUCCAUUGCUAGGCCUAACCACGAUAGCCUUCAUCUGUAUGAAAAAAUAAAUUGCAUCUAGGUUUUAAAUCGUCUACAGCUGACAAAUGACCAAAUUAGCGUGUGGAAAUUUUCGUCGAUUGACUAAUUCAACCCAAGCGUGUAGAAGCGUCGCUUCAUUUUACGAAAAAUUGAAUUUAUCAACAAACAAGAACGCAGCCAGUAAACGAAACAAAACGCCGAUCCGUU